Molecule: messenger RNA, 5403 nt
Organism: Didymodactylos carnosus
Lineage: Eukaryota; Metazoa; Rotifera; Eurotatoria; Philodinida; Philodinidae
Source: the annotation of a GenBank genome assembly
AUGAGUGCCACACCCCCUGACGAUCAUAAACGCAAACAUUCAGAAGUAGAAAUGUUGCUGAGUACUGAUUCUAUUGUUAAAUCCAAACGUUUUCGUUCAUCUUCACCAUUAAAUUGUUUCUUUACUGCUUUAAAUGAUCUAGUUCAAUAUCAUCGUGAUAAAGUGCAUGAAAUUGUUGAUUUCCAACGUGGACAUGACGUGUCUGCUCAAUUGACAGAAGAUGAACAAAGUUUUUUCCAAACAGAAGAGGAUUAUAUGAAAGAUGUACAAUUUACAAUUAAAGCAACACAAAAUACGCUGAAUCAUAGCUUGAAUAAACCUUCAGCUCGAACCAUUGUUCCGUUGUUUUCCGGUAAACGUCAGCGUGGACAAGUGUCGACACGUCUAGCGCUAAAUCGAACUCAGUCAUCAUCACAUGAUCAACAUCCAACAUCGACUCGUGUUGAACAUGAAACAGACAUACUAAAACGAGUUGAAAAAUUAAAAUCCGAUGGUAAAUGGCUAGGUGAAAAACGUUUAACAAAAUCUAAUGAACAUCAAAAACGUAAAACACAUUGGGAUUAUUUAUUAGACGAAAUGCAAUGGUUAUCAGAAGAUUUUCAGCGUGAAAAAAAAUGGAAACAGUUGAUGGCUAAAAAAUUAUCACAAGGUGUUUUAAGAUAUUUUAAAGAUAAAACUCAACAUCAAGAUCAAAAAUCGAAAGAAGAAGAAAAACGAAAACGAAAAACACAUCAAUUUAUUUGUAAGGAAGUAAUGAACUUUUGGAAAAAUAUACAGAAGAUUGCUGAAUAUAAAGAAUCGACUCGUUCAAAAGAGAUUCGUCGUCAUGCAUUAGAUUUGCAUCUAAAUUUUAUUGUUGAUCAAACAGAAAAAUAUUCAAAUUGGCUCCUUGAAUCAUUAAAAACAGAUCCGAUUGAAGAAGAAUCAAAAAUAACGUCGGAGAGUCCCGUCUGCGAGAAAACAACAACAGAAUCUCCGUUAAGGAAUGACAUUGAUAAUAAAACGCCAACAGAGCGUUCAUCAUACACAACUCGUUUGAGAUCAGCACGACACAUUAGUGAUAAUAGUAAUAAAGAAAUUGUUCAAAAAAUUAAACCUGAAGCAAUCGAAACUAAAAUGGAUGAUGAUGAUAAAGAAUUUGAAUGGGAUGAAACGGAAGAAGAUGACAAUGAACAAACAAUUGAGGAAGAAGAACAAAUGGAAACGUCUGAACAUGGUGAAGCAAUUAACGAAUUAGAUUUAUUAGAAAAAGAUCAAGAAGAAUCAAUUGAAAGUUUACUAAAAAAAUAUUAUGGAAUUGAUGUUAAUGCCGAGCAAUCAAAUUCAUCAAGUGAAAAAGAAAAUAUUGAUAUUGCAACAACAUCGUCUAGUCAAAAUUAUUUUGAAAAUAUACAACACAAAGUAGAGAAUGAGGAGAAUGAAAAUAGUGCUCAUACAACAAAUGCAAAUGUUGUGGAACUAAAUAAAGAAGAAUCGCUCGACGAGGAUAAAACAAAUAAAGAAAUGAAUGAUAUGGCAUUGACAGCACAAGGUUUACAACCGACUGGAUUUACACUUACAACGACAAACGUUAAAACUCCAAUUCCAUUCUUAAUAAAACAUUCGCUACGUGAAUAUCAACAUGUCGGAUUAGACUGGUUGGUUACAUUAUAUGAAAACAAAUUGAAUGGCAUAUUAGCUGAUGAAAUGGGCUUAGGAAAAACAAUUCAAACGAUAGCAUUACUAGCUCAUUUAGCUUGUGAAAAAGGCGUAUGGGGUCCGCAUUUGAUUGUUGUUCCGACAUCUGUCAUGUUGAACUGGGAAUUAGAAUGUAAAAAAUGGUGUCCAUCAUUUAAAAUCUUGACGUAUUAUGGCAGUGUAAAAGAACGUAAAGAAAAACGUAAAGGUUGGACACGUGUAAAUGCGUUUCAUAUCUGUAUAACAUCAUAUAAAUUAGUAUUGCAAGAUUCAGUUGCAUUUCGUCGUAAAAAAUGGAAAUAUUUGAUACUAGAUGAGGCACAAAAUAUAAAAAAUUUCAAAUCACAACGUUGGCAAAUAUUAUUGAAUUUUCAUAGUCAACGUCGUCUAUUACUGACUGGUACACCGUUACAAAAUUCAUUAAUGGAAUUAUGGUCACUUAUGCAUUUUCUUAUGCCAAAUUUAUUUGCCUCUCAUCAUGAAUUUCGUGAAUGGUUUUCAAAUCCAUUAACAGAAAUGAUUGAACAUGGUCAAGAACAAAAUGAUGCAUUAAUCAAACGUUUACAUAAAGUAUUACGUCCAUUUCUAUUACGUCGUUUAAAAGUAGAUGUUGAAAAACAAAUGCCAAAAAAAUAUGAACAUUUAAUAUUAUGUAAAUUAUCUAAACGUCAACGUUUUUUGUACGAUGAUUUUAUUGAAUGUAAAUCGACAAAAGAUGUUUUAACACAAGGACAUUACAUGUCUGUUAUAAAUAUAUUAAUGCAAUUACGAAAAGUAUGCAAUCAUCCCGAUUUAUUUGAACAACGACAAGUACAUUCACCUUAUUCAUUACAAUUAAAUACAUUACAAAUAAAUAUGCCUAAACUUGUUACGAAUGAUGUUCAAUUGAAAAAUCCUAUAUUGACAUUUAAUAAUUCACUUAAUAAUGUAUUUUUAUGUUGUCGAGUUAAAUAUACAUUACAAGCAACAAAACAAGCAAUUCAAAGUACAAUUAAUCAAUCAUCAAUUGUAAAAAACAAUUUGACAUUGAUGAAUAUGGCAGUAGAUAAGAAGAAUUUGAAUUUGGACGAUUUUAUCGAUGAAGAAUUUCAACCAGAAAAAAUAUAUUUUAAUAUCGUUAAACAACGUCAACAAAAUCGUUUUAGACAGUUAAAUUUAAUGUGUAAUUUAAAUGUUGAUCGUUGUUCAUUUAUGCCCGUAUAUGGUCAAGAUAUGAUUGAACAAGUUCAAUUAGUUAUGAAACAAUGUCGUUUUAAACAUUCAUAUCGUUCAUGGUUGCAUGAUGGUUAUUCAUUUUGUUACGAUCUUCAGUGUUCAUCAUUGAAGAAAGAUUACUUUUUACACACAAAUUGUUUAAAAUCCAUGUUAAAAUCCAAUAAACAGUUACUAGAUGAAUAUUCUUCAAUAUUAAAUAGAUUUAUAUUGUGUACAACUCGUGUAUUAAGUCAACCAAUUGAAUUAUGUUCAUCCGGUUAUUCUCUUUAUAAAUAUGAUGAAUUAAGACGUCCAUUGAUUGAGGUAAUAUCAUCGACGAAUUUCGAUAUAUUAUCUCCUUUAAGUCAAAUAAAACAGAAUAUGCUCUUACAAUUUCCUGAACGUCGUUUAAUUCAAUAUGAUUGUGGAAAAUUACAAGCACUUGAUAAAUUAUUAUCAACAUUAAAACAUGGUAAACAUCGAUGCUUGAUAUUUACACAAAUGACAAAAAUGUUAGAUAUAUUAGAAUUAUUUUUGAAUCAUCAUGGUCAUACAUAUUUGAGAUUAGAUGGCACAACUCAAAUAGUACAACGACAACAAUUAAUGGAAAGAUUUAAUUCUGAUGAAAAAGUAUUUUGUUUUAUUUUAUCAACACGAUCGGGUGGAAUUGGUGUUAAUUUAACAGGAGCUGAUACUGUGAUAUUUUAUGAUUCUGAUUGGAAUCCAACUAUGGAUGCACAAGCUCAAGAUAGAUGUCAUCGAAUUGGACAAACUAAAGAUGUACAUAUUUAUAGAUUGAUAAGUGAAAAUACUGUAGAACAAAAUAUAUUAAAAAAAGCUCAACAGAAACGUUUACUAGGUGAUUUGGCUAUUGAAGGUGGAUGUUUUGAUGUGCAAUAUUUCAAAAAGAAUAAUAUUCGUGAUUUAUUUGAUCAAUCGAUAUCACUCGAUGAGAUUGUGCGAGAACGUAAUGAAUAUCAACAACAAAUGGAAAUAAAUCGUGUAACAACAUCAGAAAAUAACUUAACUUUAACGCAAAUUGAAGAAGCACUAGCAUCAGCUGAAGAUGAAACAGAUCGUAAUGCAACAGAACAAUUGAAUAAUGAAGUUGAUGCAGAUAGAAAUGAAUUUGAUAAUGAAGAUAAUGUUGGUGCAACGAAUGAAGAUCAAUUAUUUGAAAGACAGAAACAACAAAUGGAUAAAGUUGAACAAGAAUUAAAAAUAAUUGAUGAACAGCUUAAACCAAUCGAACGUUAUGCACUAAAAUUUGUAGAAAUACAUCGUGGAAAUGAAUCAUCAUUAUCGUUGGAUCAAGUAAACCAAGGAACGCAAUUGAAUCAUUUUGAUAGCGAACAAAUUCGUAAAGAAUGGCAUUUAUCACGUUUGAAAGCAUUAAAAGAAGAAGAAGAAAAAUUUCGUGAAAUGGAAGAAGAUGAGAUAAUGUAUGUUGAUGUUCAUGAUAACGAUCGAAAAGUAAAAUAUGCUUACACAUAUUCGAGUGCACAAAAUAGUCUCGUAGCAUCAGAACUUGCUAAACAUGAAAAAACAAAUCCUAAUCCAGAUACGAGUAGUGCUCUUCUUACGUCACCUAUACCACAAAAAGUAAAACAAAAACGUUCUAAAAUUACUAAACAACAAUCAAAUUAUGACAAUGCUAGUAGUAACAAGAAUAAACGUCGUGGGAGACCGCCAAAAUUUAUGGGCACGAAUUUAAUAGAAUCUCCACCUACUCCUCCCGUUAACACAAUUCAGUCACCACUUCAUCCGGCUGUUAUUCGUCGUCCUCAAAUUAAUCCGGAACAUGCACGAGUGCCACCUAUAAUAAUGCCAGUAAGAAAUCACAAUCAAAAUUAUGAUGAAUGUACAGAAACAGUAGCUGUGAAUGAUGAAGAAGAUGAUAGUAAUGGUUCAUCUGAUAUAUUUUAUUCUAAAUCAAAGACAACAUUAUCAUCGAUAAAUAGACGUCCAAUACCGUCUAAUACAACAAUUGUCUCUUUACCACAACAACAAACUUCUCUUCCACUGACAAUAACUAAUUCUACACCACAGUUAAGUAAUAACGGCAAUACAAUAUGGAUUUUGAAUACUGCACCUACACUUAAUCAACAAAUGGUCGUCUCAUUAAUAAAUAAUUUUUAUCAACAACCACAGACGGCAUCUCGAUCCGUAGUUAUCAAUACUCAACAACAACAGCAGCCAACAAUUACAAAUCUAAUAACACAACAACCGACUAUUAAUUCUCCUCGUCCUAUUCGAAUUUCAACAGCACCAAUCUACAGACAACAACAACAACGUCCAAUAAUAAAAACAGUACAAUCAAGAAUAUUUGAUCAUCAUCCGCAAUCUCAACCGAUUAUAAGAGUACCAAGUGCAGGCACUGUCUAUCAUGCUUCAUCAUCAGCUACAAGUAUGGUAAGAAAUUUAUCAACUUCAGUACAACAACCACAAUCUGUAUCAUCAUCGUCUUGUCCAUCAACCUCGAAUACAUUGAUUUAUCAAAUAUCAAGCGGUUGUGUGAUACAAAAGAAAUAA